Hylaeus anthracinus is the source of this 1191-nucleotide messenger RNA. RefSeq lists its product as uncharacterized. Gene Ontology annotation, biological process: lipid transport. The coding region runs from base 132 to 1025 and encodes 297 amino acids. The record is from RefSeq and is a predicted model, not a curated record. NCBI's taxonomy places the organism in Eukaryota, Metazoa, Arthropoda, Insecta, Hymenoptera, Colletidae. Gene Ontology annotation, molecular function: lipid carrier activity. The transcript has 3 exons.
CAUCAGACGCAAUCGUGACCAAAGACGAGGAUGGCUCGUGUGCAUCGUAAUUCUUCCCACUGCGGCCACCGCUAUAAAGGAGCUUUCAACUGCAAGGAGGGCAAUUCCAUAGUUAAACACGCUGCAACAACAUGAACUUCGUAUUAAUCCCAUUCUUUCUAGCGGCGAAUGUCACCGUGAACGACAUGAGCGAAUGGGUCUACGGGCCAGAAUUCGUCUACCACGUCAAUCAGACCUUCGUGAUAACUAAGGACCUGAGCACGAAACCACUUAGCCUCGUCAGAAUGACCACGGACCUCACCUGCCGACCGCACAGCCAGGAUACAUUGUCCUGUGGCUUCGGUACGUUCGAGAUGAACGCAACGGACGAGAAGUCGGUAAAAGUGGAGAUCGAGCAACCCUUCCUCGUCAAGUUCAACCGUCGCGGGGUACAAAGCCUGCAUUUCACGGAGGUGUUGGAGAGCGGGAAGCUGCUGACGAUCAGGGACAUCGUCAAGGAGUUGAGCAUCGGUGCGGACCUCGUCCAAAACGCAAACGCUUUCCCAGCGUUCAUGGCGAUGGAGAACUACGUGCUAGGCGAGUGUGCCACGUUGUUCACGGUUCUGGAAUACGACAGAGACGAGAGAUCGUCGACGCCGGACCCAGAGACCGAACGAAACUACGAACUGAACGUGUUGUCCAUGCCGAAUAUGGACCAGGACGCCACGGUGGUUGUUAACAAGAGGACGGAGCACAGGAGAUGCGUCAGCUACGAGGACACGCUUCUCGCUAGACACGACGUGGACACGAGGCAUAGGCGAUCGGUGAGCAAGAUGACCAUCAAGGCUGACGCAUUCCGAAGCUACACUCAGAUGAAUAUUAAGAUAAAGAAUAUCGGUACCCAAGAGGGCAUCGCCGUUCUGGACACAACCAGCGUGGAAUUGGUGGCCAUCAAGCCAGCCAAGGAGGAGCUACCUUGCUUGACCUACGACGUGGACGCGACCCUAAGUUUCGGCGAGGACAUGCAUCAUAAUUUCUUGAUGUAGAACGCGAUGCGAAUACACGUUCCAACGGAGAGGCUUCCGCAGUAGAAGAGUACAAUUCGCUAUAAGAUCGUCGACCAUUGAUAUAGAAGAGUUUUAAUAAAUUUGCACACAGCCGAAGUUUGCGACUCGCAUGUAGAAGUACUUCUGAGCUGUGUUUCCCCAUGAA